AUGGCUGCUGCCCCUUCCCGCCCUUUCGAUUACCUGGAGGGCCUACCUGGAACCGUCUUCCAGAAGCUCUACCAGCAACCAUCCACCGCCCUCGCGAUCUUCCGGCGCAUGCUGCCAGACCUGGCAAAAUGUUUUGUCAUGGCGCUUCUCUACCUCAAGGACCCUCUUCCCGCAAAGGAUUUGGAGCUCUGGGUCAAAUCGGAUAGCUUGAAAACGCUCGCAGACAACGUCCGCGCCUACAUCGUUACCAACCCGUUCGCCACCUCCCUUCGACAAGCCCUCACCGGGACCGAAGAGACACAAUCGUUCGGCGUAUUAUCGCAGCUCCCCGACCAUCCUCCUGUCACCAUCGCUGACCUGGACGAAUAUGCGCGACGCCAGUGGGAGGGCGUUCUGGGGUACAUGGUGGGGACAAGCGGACUCGGCAUCCAACGCGACGUCACGCUCAGCAAAGGCGUGAAGCAACUCCUCCAGGCAGGCCAUCUCGUCGAGAUUCGCGACCGCCGCGUGGAGAUCACCCAGGACGGCUUCGCCUUUGUCCUCCAAGACGUCAGCACGCAGGUCUGGCACAUCCUGAUCCUCUACGUGGAAAGUGCCGAAGCCAUCGGCAUGGACAGCGUCGAGGUCCUCUCCUUCGUCUUCCUCCUCAGCAGCCUGGAGCUCGGCAAGUCCUACGAAAAGCAGCACCUGACCUCCAACCAACUCCGCACCCUCACCGACCUGGCCGACUUCGGCAUCGUCUACCAGCACUCCCCGGAUGCCACCCACUUCUACCCCACCCGUCUCGCAACAACCCUCACCUCCGACGCCAGCUCCUUGAGCAACCCCAUCUCCGGCUCCCUCUCCGGCCCGGACGGUACGUCCUCCGCCAAGGCCGGCUCGGGCUUCAUCAUCGUCGAGACAAACUACAGAUUAUACGCCUACACCUCGUCGCCGCUGCAGAUCUCCCUCAUCGCCCUCUUCACCACCUUGAAAUACCGCUUCCCCAACCUGAUCACCGGCAAGAUCACCCGCCAGUCCGUCCGCCGCGCCAUCGAGAUGGGCAUCACAGCCGACCAGAUCAUCUCGUACCUCGCUACCCAUGCGCAUCCGCAGAUGCGAAAGCACAACGUGUCCCGCUCCACGUCGAACCAGGCGGGCAUCCCGCCGUCUGUUCUGCCGCCCACGGUUGUCGAUCAGAUCCGGCUGUGGCAGCUGGAACGGGACCGUGUCAAGGCCACCGCGGGCUUUUUGUUCAAGGAUUUUGCCAGCUUGGCGGAGUACGAAGACCCCUGUCGAUAUGCGGAGGAGAUUGGAGUUCUCGUUUGGAAGUCGAACCGAAAGCGUAUGUUCUUUGUCACUCGACAUGAGCAGGUGGCCGCUUUCUUGCGGAGUCGAAAAUGA
Messenger RNA from Aspergillus terreus NIH2624, 1383 nucleotides. RefSeq names its product TFIIH/NER complex subunit TFB2. Gene Ontology annotation, cellular component: transcription factor TFIIH core complex; transcription factor TFIIH holo complex. The record is from RefSeq and is a predicted model, not a curated record. Gene Ontology annotation, molecular function: double-stranded DNA binding; ATPase activator activity. Bases 1 to 1383 code for a protein of 460 amino acids. The transcript is spliced from 3 exons. Gene Ontology annotation, biological process: nucleotide-excision repair. Lineage: Eukaryota; Fungi; Ascomycota; Eurotiomycetes; Eurotiales; Aspergillaceae.